AUGAUCGCCGCCAGCGCGGAGCACAGCAACCAGACCAUCGAGAGCCUGUUCCCGUUCAAUGGCUGGCAAGGAUUCCCCGGCACAGUCUGCGCCAAGCACGCGGUCAAUGCCGACAAGCUGGGGCCCCGCAACCUGGCCGAAGAGCGCAAGAGAGAUCUGGAAUGCCCAGCGACCGACCUGGAUUUCGCAGAUCAGCUGAAGCCUAGCCGGAUGUCAGGCGAGCUCGACGACGAGGUCACUGUAGCGGCACGGCGGCGCGCCAUGAAGGGCAUGGAGCUCGGUGGCAUCUGGUCGGCGGCGUUCUCGGACAUGCUGGAAUUGGGCCCCGAUCGCCCCUCGAAUUUCGUCGCGAGAGACCAGACGCUUGCGCGGCUGGACCAGAUUUUCAUCCGCGCGCUAGCACACUUGGCCCCAGCGUUUGCACCCCGCGCGGCUCACGCGAAGUGCGCGGCAGCGAAGAUCGACAGGUGCAAGUGCCCUCGAGGCCCCCGUGUUCCCGCGGUGGCCGCGUAUGCUUUCGCCUCCGAGAGGUGGGUGCGCGCGCGGGACAUCGGGGGUGGUUUGGUCGGGGCUCAGCGCGCGUUCUCUCCCAUCUCGGGCGCGUGUUACGCGGCGGAGCUGCUGGAUGGUCUUGCGUUGAGAUUGCAGCAGUGCUGCCUGGCACCAGUCCCUGACGAUGUUUCCUCUCGCUUGCGCAAGCAAGUCGCAGACGCGCUGGCCAAGCUUGCCCCGAGAUGGAGAGGCUUGCUGGUAGAGUCGAAUGAGGUCUACCUCGGGGUGCGGGCUGAUCCUGAGGACCCGAUCGAACUUCACCUGGGCAAGAAGCUGGGCCUAACGCGCGCGAUGUCUGACCCAGACAAGCUCCUGACUGUCCAGGACGUGGGCAAGGCAGUCGCAAAGGCCAUCGGUGGCCACGCCUCGGCGCCAAGGAGCAGGCUGACGCAGCGCAUCCGCCAGCACCUGGCGCCGUCGUGGGACAGCAUCAGGGUCCUGCGCAACCACGCCGUGCCGGGGCCCCUGCGCCUGCUGUGGGGCGACGGCGACCCGGACUUCGUGCUCUGGCAGAACAACAGCCACCGGCAGCGCCGUGUCGUCGUCGUCGACGUGGAAGGGCAGCCGGGUGACCUGGCCAUUCCAGGUCGCGGUGUUGAGACCUCUGCCUCCGAGCCGAAUUCGGCCGUGGCGACGCUGGAAGCGAGGGCGCCCAAGGGUGGGCGAAGGCCGAUGCCGCCUCCAGGCGGGCCUGUGGGCGGCCGGCUGCGACACCGCGCUGCGCCCGAGGAUGGACCCGCCAGGGCGCCGGGGGGCGCCGCGCAGCCCGCGAGGCAGCCGCUGCGCCCCGGGGCGCAGGCGCUCGCGCUGCUGGCCCUGGCUGCGGUGGCAUCGGCCGGCGGCUGCCUGGUGCUCGCCAGCGCCGCCGCGAGCCAGCUCCCCGAGGACGGCGGCGCCCUGCCGCGGCCUCGCCCCCCCGGGCUCCGAAGCGAGGCCGCCGCGCCCGCCCCGCCAGCGCCGCCCCCACCAGUGGCGCCCUGCGCGGCGCCGCCGGACGCCGCGCUCGCCGAGCGCGUGGCCGCGAAGGCCGGGGAGGCCUGCGUCGCGAGGCUGCGCGACUGGGGCUGCGAGCUCGCCGCGGUCGGCGAGCGCGUGGCCGCGCGGGCCGCCGGGGAGGCUGCCGCGCCCGGCCUCGGCGGGGCCGGAGGCGUCGCAGCAGCGGCGGCCGCGCCGCAGCGCGCUCCAGCGCGGCUUGCGCAGCGGGCGCGGGCGCUGAGGGACGCCCGGCGGGGCUCCGCGGUCGCAGCGCCAGAGCCGCCGCGGGCCUGCCUGGCCGCGCUGGGGGGCGAGUGGCCCGCGGGCGUGGAGCACGUGCCCGUGCCAGAUCAGGCCGUCAGCCUCGGCGUGGUGCUGCUGGUGCACCGCUGGUGGCGCAACGCCGUGCGGCUGCUCUCGCGCCUGCUCGCGGCGAGGGCGACGCUGGGCGCGGGGCUCCUCACCCUGCGCGUGGUAGUGCAUGUGGACCCCCGCGCCAGCGAGGCGCGCGAGGCGCUGCAGCGCUGGGCCGCUGGUCGCCCUGGCAUCGAGAUAUUUCAGGCCUUCAACAUCACUCGCGGCGGCGAGGCAAUGCUGCUCGCCACCCUGGAGGGUAUGCGCCGCCUCUCGGGCGGGCUGGCGACCGACGCCCCAGACUGGACGUUGCUGCUGAGCGAGAGCCACUACUUGCUGCGGUCGCCGGGGCAGCUGUACGCCCACUUGCUGUUGCUCCGGGGGCUGAGCUUCGUCGGGAUUCAUUACUGGCUCCGCGACGGCGGGAGCCUCGGGCCGUUCUUGGGCGCGCGCUCGAGGGCGGAGCUGCCGAAGCUGCCCUGGGAGCGCGAGGAGAAGAGCCGAAAGCUCGUCUUCGAGUGCAACGCCCACGUGUUCGUGGAGCUCGGGUCGGAGCCCAAUGCCACGAUCCCCGAGCCCUUGCUUUCCGAGCCCUACGUCGGCGGGCCCCAGUGGGUGGCACUGUCCCGGCAGCUGUUGCAGGCAUCGCUCCCUGGCGGAGGUACGCCAGCCAGCGUGGCGGAUCGCGCCCUCGAACAGGUCCGUCUGUUCGCGCAGCCCGACGAAUCCUUCUUCCAGACGCUGCUGGCGCUGGUGGGCCCCCCAGGGGCCGCCGAUCCCUGCGGCCCGCUGGCGCUGCAGAACAUCGGCUACUCGCUGACCUGGAACGAGCCUGCCCAGUUCCUGGGCCCCGACCCCUCCUCGGAGGUGGAGGUGACGUCGCCCUCCUUGCUGAAUCACCUAAACGAGGAGCCCGACCUGGAGGCGGCGCUGGCGCAGGCGUGGUCGACCCCCUCCCUCUUCGCGCGCAAGCUGGACGACGAUGCAACGCGUCCCUUGCAGGACCGACUGGACGACGCCCUGGACAACGCCUCCAGCUGGGAGGAGGCGCCCGAGCUCGCGCACCUCUGCGCGCUGCUGCUCCCCGGCGCCGCGCUGGGCACGGGUACUGCUGAACCCGGCGCGGCCUGCUCGCCGCGCAGGCUGGUGCCUGGAGCCCCGGCGGCGGCCGAGCUGCUGCCGCCCCGGCUGGUGGCGCGGCUCGCGCCGGCGGCAUUCGCGGUGGAGCGCUGGGCGCCCCGGCCCGCCGCGGUCGGCGGUGGCGGGCCGCCGCGCGCUGGGCUGAGGAUCCUGGCGCUGCGGGUGGGCCGCGCGCGCCCUCCGACGGCGGAGCAGACGCUCUCGGGCUCCCGGGAGCUGCUGCAGGCUUCCGUGGUGGGGCCCGGCGAGGGGGAGCUCGGCCUCCUGGCCCUCUUCGAGGCGCUCCCUCUGAGCCUGGACCUCCUGGUGGAGUGGGCGGGCCCGGACAAUGAGAGUCUGAAGGGGUCGGCCGCUGCCGGCCGGCAUGCGCGCUCCUUGUGGGCCUCCUUCCCGUCUCGGUCUCCGCCAGCAGCGGGCGAGUGGCGCGUGGCCCUCCGGCUCCCGGCAGAGGCGCCUGCAGGCCCGCGGCCGCUGGCAUGGCGGCGGUUCACGGUGCUGCCGGUCGCCCCAGGCCUUGCGGCGCCAGGCGCGGGCGCAGCCGAUCUCGGCGGAUUUUUCGACGUCGCCGCGGCAGCCCCGCCAGUGUGA
Messenger RNA from Prorocentrum cordatum, 3609 nucleotides. NCBI's taxonomy places the organism in Eukaryota, Dinophyceae, Prorocentrales, Prorocentraceae. The record is from the annotation of a GenBank genome assembly.